UUUGCAAAUUCUUUAAUUAUUCGCUUCAUUUUUCACUGAAAAUAAUCAAUCGCUCGCAUCUGUUCGAAUUAUCUGCUACUUUUGUGAGCGAGGAUCCAAGAUGGCAAACGAUACUGAGAAACCGAAGCUCUCCAAGAAUCUGAUGCAGAUGAAGUUUAUGCAACGAAAACAACAAUCAGAUGACAGGGAAAAACUAGAAGAAGAGGAGCAGCGGGUUAUAGAUGAGGAACACUGGGUGUUGGACAUUCCUGAACUCAAGAAAUUAGAAAGUAGAUAUGAAGUUAUAGACAGCUUUGUGCCCUGUGAAGGCCUGAAGUAUGGUCGUUUUUCCUUCCAAGGCUUCAACCCUGCAAUAGAGAAAAUAGCCAAAAGCUUUGAGGUUGCCAAGGAGGAAGAGGCCUCAGAAGCCAAAGAGAAGGAAGAGAGUGUUUCAGAUGAUGAAAUGGCUAGAAGGUAUGAAGCUAUCGUGGGAACAAUACAGAAGAAAUUUGGCAAGAAGAGACAUAGAAACUCAACAGGGGAUGAACCUCAGGUCAAAAAGAAAAAGAAGAAGUUCCUGAAGCCUAAAGAGGACUAGAUAUAAAGUUGUGUUAGUAUCCUGGAAGCAUAACCACAUCAUAGCCAGUCAGUGUAUUGUACUGGCUUUUACAUAAGUUAUAUUA
Molecule: messenger RNA, 662 nt
Organism: Branchiostoma floridae (Florida lancelet)
Lineage: Eukaryota; Metazoa; Chordata; Leptocardii; Amphioxiformes; Branchiostomatidae
Product: M-phase phosphoprotein 6-like
Exons: 5
Coding region: 101-577 (158 amino acids)
Biological process (GO): maturation of 5.8S rRNA
Source: RefSeq, a predicted model, not a curated record